Messenger RNA from Cyprinodon tularosa, 912 nucleotides. Its product is annotated as ovarian cancer G-protein coupled receptor 1-like. NCBI's taxonomy places the organism in Eukaryota, Metazoa, Chordata, Actinopteri, Cyprinodontiformes, Cyprinodontidae. The record is from RefSeq and is a predicted model, not a curated record. The transcript has 3 exons. Gene Ontology annotation, biological process: positive regulation of Rho protein signal transduction; phospholipase C-activating G protein-coupled receptor signaling pathway. Gene Ontology annotation, molecular function: G protein-coupled receptor activity. Bases 1 to 912 code for a protein of 303 amino acids. Gene Ontology annotation, cellular component: membrane.
AUGGAAUCCUUCCACAUCAAUUGGACAUCAUGGGAUAACAAUUACUAUUACAGCAACAUAAGCUUCAACUACAGCGAGAACAUAAAUAAGACUGACCAGAAUGAUGACUUUGAUACAGAGCUCUUCUUAGAGUGGGUAAAUUGGAUCACCAUUGCAAUCGGACUUCCUUUGACCCUGGUGCUUAUUAUGGCAAUUAUUGCACAGUUUAAAAAGGACCAAGGUGCGUCGGUGUACGUCAUGAACCUUUUCAUUUCUGAUCUAAUUCAGCUCUGCAGCAGGAUUCCAAUGAGUGUAUCUGGAGAUGAAAUCAUCCCUGGUUUAUUCCUUGUUUGGGGAUUAUUGGUCAGUGUCGGAUUCAUGAUAUGUAUCUCAGUUGAAAGGUAUAUGGUCAUUGCUAAACCAUUAUGGUACAAAUUCAGGAGAAACAUCAAAACAUCUGCUUCAGUUUGUAUUUUGGUCUGGAUCCUCCCUCUUCCUGUGAUGCUACUGAUUUAUUUCAUUCCAAACAAUGAGAUCUAUAAAUAUAUUAUUGUAAUAUUUCUCCUCUUUCCAUUUCCCUUGUUCAUUGCUUUCUUAAUUGGGACUAUCAAAGCACUGUCUGGAGCUCAUAGUGUUCCGGCAGAUGAGAAAAGAAGAAUUGUAACUAUUCUGGUAGUAGUGCUGCUUCUUUAUACUCUGCUAUUUUUGCCCAUUAUUAUUUGGUACCUGAUAGAAAACAACUUGAUUCUUCUGAUUGUUAUAAUUGUUUGUAUUUACUUAAGUCCACUUGCAGACACAAUUUUCUAUAUGCUGAUUCGGAAAAGCAUUCUGGACAAGUUUUUAGCAUCGCUGUGUUUUUGCAAAAUGUCCAGCAAUCAGGAGAUGAGCAGCAUGGAUAGUGACAAGACGAUAGCUCCAGCUGAAACAGUUUAA